AUGUCUAGCGAUCGUGAGCUCAAGUUCUUCAUGGCCCGCGUUGCCGAUCAAGCCGAACGCCACGAAGAUGUCAUCCAGUACAUCAAGGAAAUCAUCGAUAUCGAUCCAAAGCUUUCUCUUGAUGAGCGCAAUCUUCUCUCUGUCGCUUACAAGGCCCUCACAGGCAACCGCCGUACAGCUCUCCGCUCUGUCAACGCUUUCCUCGAAGACCCAUCAAUCCAGGGCGCCAAGGAACGCGAGAACCGCCUUAUCGAACUUCGUAACUCUCUCAUCAAGGAGCUCGAUGACUACUGCAAUUCUAUCGUUAAGUUCGUCGAUGACAAGCUCCUCCCAGCCGCUGACGAUGCUAUUUCUAAGGUAUUCUACUGGAAGCUUAAGGCAGACUAUUUCCGCUACUCCGUUGAAUUCAAGGACGAGGCCGCCCGCGCUCAGGGCUCUGAGGCCGCCAAGAAGGCUUACGAAGAGGCUAUGAAUCUUGCUAAGGACCUCUCCAAGGCUAAUCCACAGUACCUCGGCCUUGCCCUCAACUACUCUGUAUUCCUCUACGAAAUCAUCGGCCAGAAGAAUGAAGCUAUCGAGCUUGCAGACAAGUCCUUCAAGGAAGCUGUUGGUCUCAUCGACAAGCUUGAAGAAGAUGAGUACUCAGAAGCUACACUCAUCCUUCAGCUUCUUAAGGACAAUGUUCAGCUCUGGACUGAUGACCAGAAUGCCGAGUAA
This is a messenger RNA of Trichomonas vaginalis G3, 717 nucleotides long. Its product is annotated as protein domain specific binding. The transcript has a single exon. NCBI's taxonomy places the organism in Eukaryota, Parabasalia, Trichomonadida, Trichomonadidae. The coding region runs from base 1 to 717 and encodes 238 amino acids. The record is from RefSeq and is a predicted model, not a curated record. Gene Ontology annotation, biological process: signal transduction. Gene Ontology annotation, cellular component: cytoplasm.